AUGGAGAAAGCCUGUGGCAACAGCGCCUGCAGAAACACCUUCAUCUGCCACAAUGACAAGAAAAAGUAUUGCUCCAACCGCUGCUACCCUUCUGUCAUUGCCCGUGCGGCUGCUAAACAGGCCGCCAGGAAUGGUGCCCUGGCUGGGGUUGCUAACUGUGCCUCUUUGGACACUGUGAGGACUACAACUACUCAUACUCCUGCGCCAACCUACUAUGAGUCGCCGGAUGACAUCCCUACUCGCAAGGCAGGGGAUGAUUCAUGGAUCCAAUCACCACAUCCAGGCUGCUCUCCUCCCACGACAGGCUUUGGCAGACCCCGUCGUGAUCCUGCUCCUCCCUCCACCACUCAGCCAGCAUGCAUUGUAGGCGUCAACGUACAACUUCCGGCUCGUUCUCCUCCAAACGUUCGGCCAUAUUCGACGCCUCCACCGACCAAUCGAUCUCCUAGACCAACUACAAUCAUUCAGCCACCACGCAUCUCCCACGGAGACCUAGACGAUCCACAAUUGGCUCUUUCGUCUCCACUCUUUCCUUCUUGGGCCCCGUCCCCACUUACGUACCAAGCCCGAGCCCUCCGGGCUGUUACUCCCAUUGGCCGUGCGCUACGAAAGGCUGCGACUCUCGUCCUUUGUCACAACACAGCCUGCUACAACACCUUUUCACGCACGUCGGGCAGCCGACAGUACUGCAAACCAUCAUGUCGCCCUUCCAGCUCAGGAAGGCUUUUCACUUCCACUCCGACAAUUUCACCUCCGGCAUGCAGCCCACAGCACUCACCUGAUGAAGACGACACUUCCACCACUCCAGACUCACGUGACCCCAACGCCAGCCCCUUGCUGGCCACUCCAUCUCCAGUCAUCCAAACAGCUGAGGACGCUCAAGCUCACGUGACACUACUGUGCCACCAUUCUCCAGGCUCUCCCCUUGCCGCUGCUGCUGUCGUUUCUCCCCCUUACGGGGGGUCUAGCUGGCCUACCUCUGACACUGAGGCGAUCCUGAAUGAAUCGGUGGGCUCAAUCUCCAGUCUCCAACAACGCGCAGUGAAUUUCAUCACUUCUCCAGUUUCUUCCGAGUCUGAUGUUGAGGAACAGGAGGAAGAUGAAAUCUCCCCGGGGGGUCUUUUCUUGAAUCACUGGGCCCCAAUUAUUUUUAACUGUUCUUCUAGGGAAGAGUUAAACAUAAUUUCCGAUGGCCUUGCAGCCGACUGGCACAGGCUUACAUUGAAAGCCGAAUCACCUGCACGUUCCGCCGACAGAUUGCCCCGCCGUCCCAAUCCACCAACAGAUAGCCCUCCACACCGUAGGCGCGGCCAGUCCAGACAACAACAACAAAUCAGAAAGAAGAACAACUCCAAGCGAUGGGAAGCGGCCAGCGAGCUUCAAGCCCUUUUCAAACGCUACCCCCGGCGCGCAGUUAGGAAGGUUUUGGGUGAGUCCUCACAGUGCUACACCGGCUCAACUGAGUCGGCAGCUUCGUUCUUGCGCGGCGCUUACGAACAGCUAGGCCCAGAUCCUAGCGCCAUUCAAGAAGCAAGAAGCACCUAUGACAGCUGCAACUGGACCCAACCAUCCGACGACGAAUCCAACGGCCUAGCCAGCCCCCUUUCCAAGGAAGAGAUAGCAUGGAAGCUCAAGCUCGCGUCUAACGCUGCGCCAGGAGCCGACGGCGUUGAGUACAAGGAUAUCAGCCGACUUGACCCUGAUGGCCGCCUACUGGAACUACUCUACCGCGCGGUUUGGCAAUUCGGCGUCCCGACUUCAUGGAAAGCUGCCCGCACGAUUCCGGUUUACAAGAAGGGAGCAACCGAAGACUACGGCAAUUUCCGCCCCAUCACCCUUCUGUCUACACUGUACAAACUCUUCUCAUGCUCCAUCUCUUCUAGACUUACAACGGUCGCGUGUUACAACUCGUGGCUAUCCCUGGAAAAGAAAGGGUUUCUCCCAGGUGCACACGGCAUUCAGGAAUAUACGAUGCUCCUUGAGUGCGCCAUAGAGCAGGCAAAACUGAAAAAGAGAAACCAUACCAUCUGCUGGCUGGAUCUGGUGAAUGCUUUCGGAUCCCUUCCUCACGACUUCCUCUACCAGCUUUUUUCCAGCUUACCAAUCCAGGAUGCCCUCAGGAAUAUCCUGGGGGAUAUUUAUUCGGAUAACAUCUUUGAAUUUGUUGUCGGGAGCGAAAUCGUGUCCAUCAGACCCACAUCUGGCGUCCGUCAAGGGGACGGCCUGAGCUCAAUUAUUUUAAAUCUUGCAGCUGAGCCUCUCCUGCGCUGCGCCAAGAGUCCUCAGAACAGUGGCUUUCUACUUUUCUGCGCCUACCUCAAAGCCACUGCUUACACCGACGACAUUUCGUUGGUCGGCCCCUCCCCUGAGGACCUACAGCCAACUCUAGACGCCAUGAUGGUUGUGGCGGCUGCUCUUGGCCUCCGAUUUAAUGCAGCCAAGUGCUCCUUUCUUACCAUCUCCAAGGGCAAGGCGGAUCCCGAUGCCAGCCUGCACAUCCGUGGAGUCCCGAUUCGCUCGAUGGCCGCAGGUGAGCAUGAAGUUGGGGUCCCAAUGGGCACCCGCCUCACGUUCCGCCCGGCUUCUUACCUUCCUGGCAAGCUCACCUUGUUAGCCGACUCCGAUCUGGCCCCCUGGCAAAAAUUAGAGGUUUUCCGUGCCCACCUGCUGCCCACGGACCUGUGCACCUAG
This is a messenger RNA of Daphnia pulex (common water flea), 2691 nucleotides long. RefSeq lists its product as uncharacterized. The coding region runs from base 1 to 2691 and encodes 896 amino acids. The record is from RefSeq and is a predicted model, not a curated record. NCBI's taxonomy places the organism in Eukaryota, Metazoa, Arthropoda, Branchiopoda, Diplostraca, Daphniidae. The transcript has a single exon.